UCAAUAAAACCAUAGCAUUUUUUAGUUCCCGAAAAAUGGCUCCUCCAAUACUCUUCCUCCUUUUACUCUUCCUUCAAAAAGCAACCAGCAACAACACCACUUGCCAGAAUCCAUGCCUUAGAAACAGCCUAGAGGUUCGAUUCCCUUUCGGAUUUGACAACAAUAGAUGCAGCUAUCCAGGUUUCAAACUCUCAUGCGACAAUAAAACCCAGAUCAUAACCCUCGACCUUCCAAACAUAGGCAACUUCACUGUCCGAAACAUCAACUACGGAAGCCAAACAGUAACCAUAACAGACCCACAAAACUGCCUUGCGAAGAAAUUCAUAGACUCCUCAUUUGACCUGUCAGGAUCCCCUUUCAUUCCUGAAUACUACAAUCGUUUCUUCACCUUCCUUAAUUGCUCAUCAAAUUCUACCACCGUUGUAUCAGGGAUAAGGCGCGUUGAUUGCCUUAGCAACGAGAAUUUCACUGUUGUGACCUUGCCAACAAACAUUUACGAGUCGUUUCCUGAUUUCAUGCCACCUUUUUGUACAGAACUGAAGAAAAGAGUGGCGGUUCCUGUUCCUUGGUAUCGUUGGUCAGAUAGUGAAACGAGAUUAAUUUGGAAUGAACCCUAUUGUCUGCCGUGUGAAGUGGACGGUGGGACUUGUCAAUUCAAGGGGAAUACUGGUCUGACCAUUGAUUGCAACGGUCGUAGCAAAGGUCCUCUCCCAAGAAGUGCAAAAUAUGGCAUCAUAAUAGGUGCUGGAAUACCAGGACUGCUAUGCAUCAUUGGUAUUGUCUCUUACGUGUUUGGCAGACUUAAGGCACGUAGCAGCGGCAAUGAACCCACCACGGAAAUGUCUACCUCAGUUGCUCCACAGCCAUGUGUGGUGGUUACUGGUCUUGAUGGACCAACAAUAGAAUCUUACCCCAAAACCCAACUUGGUGACAGUGGAAGAUUGCCUAAGCCUAAUGACAACACUUGCCCUAUAUGUUUAUCUGAGUAUCAGCCUAAGGAUACACUAAGGACUAUUCCUAACUGCAACCAUUACUUCCAUGCUAACUGCGUAGAUGAAUGGCUUAAAAUGAAUGCAACAUGCCCGUUGUGUAGAAAUUCACCGGACGGCUCAUCUGUAAUGACCCAUUCCUCUUCAUUGACCUCAUCAUACUCUUCAUUAUCAACACCAUAGAUGACUACUUACAUUUUACAAGGUAUAUAUUUUUGCUGUAGUUUUGAUGUUCUAUUGUACAUGAGAGUUACUUGAUUUGCAUAUGUUCUUACAAGUGGUGACCAAUAUUAAUGGAAGCACUUCAUUUGAUUUUGGUAA
Molecule: messenger RNA, 1310 nt
Organism: Populus nigra (black poplar)
Lineage: Eukaryota; Viridiplantae; Streptophyta; Magnoliopsida; Malpighiales; Salicaceae
Product: RING-H2 finger protein ATL20-like
Exons: 2
Coding region: 36-1172 (378 amino acids)
Molecular function (GO): polysaccharide binding
Source: RefSeq, a predicted model, not a curated record